UCGUCGGCGGGAGGUCACGUGACUCGCGACGUCCCGUGAUCCAGGUGCGGCCGCGGGUGGACGGAGUCAGACAGACGGACAGACAGACAGAGAGACAGACAGAGACAGACAGAGACAGACAGACAGUGAUUUUUUUUCAUAACAAUGCGGUUGGUUAUUCUUGACAACUAUGACAAGGCCAGUGAAUGGGCAGCAAGUUACAUCUGCAAUUCCAUUGUUCGAUUCAAGCCAGGCCCAGAUCGAUACUUUACGCUGGGUUUGCCCACAGGGAGCACACCUUCUGGAUGUUAUGGAAAGCUGAUUGAAUAUUAUAAAAAAGGCUAUCUCUCGUUUAAAUAUGUGAAGACAUUUAACAUGGAUGAAUAUGUUGCACUUCCAAGAGAUCAUCCAGAAAGUUACCAUUCGUAUAUGUGGAAUACCUUUUUUAAACACAUUGACAUAGAUCCAAAUAAUGCUCAUAUUCUUGAUGGUAAUGCACCAGAUCUGCAGGCAGAGUGUGAUGUAUUUGAGAAGAAGAUUGCUGAUGCUGGAGGGAUUCAGCUCUUUGUCGGAGGCAUUGGUCCUGAUGGACAUAUCGCUUUCAAUGAACCUGGAUCCAGCUUAGUGUCAAGAACAAGGGUGAAAACAUUAGCAAAAGAAACCAUUCUUGCUAAUGCCCGAUUCUUUGAUGGCGAUCUGAAAAAAGUGCCGAACAUGGCAUUAACUGUUGGUGUUGGAACAGUGAUGGAUGCUAAAGAGGUAAUGAUUCUCAUCACAGGAGCGCACAAAGCAUUUGCAUUGUACAAGGCCAUAGAAGAGGGAGUCAAUCAUAUGUGGACAGUUUCUGCAUUCCAGCAACAUCCACGUACAACCUUUGUUUGUGAUGAAGAUGCUACUUUGGAGCUUAAAGUUAAAACUGUGAAAUAUUUCCAAGGUUUAAUGCAUGUGCACAAUAAACUUGUGGAACCAUUGCACAGUAUGAAAAGUUACAGCGACUGAAGAAACUAAAAUGAGAAAACUUCCCAUCAUGUUCAGCUGACCAGAACUUGAAAAGGGCAUUGCUAAAUUGAGUCCUAUGCAACUUUUUUAUUGACAAACUCAUGUUAAUUAAGCAAAAUGAUUGUGCUGGAGUAACUUUGAAAUUCCUUUUGCAUAUUCAGUAUUCUUUUACCUAUUUUUUUUGUACUCUGAUCAAUAACCAUGAAUAUUUAGUUGUUUAUAACAAAGUCUUACAAAGAAUGUAGAAGGGGAAAAAUAAAUGGAUCAUGGGAAUCAUCUGCAGGCAGUCUCCAGGUUCCUUCUUCUCUGAACCACUUUCCCCGUAUAAGGAGAUCCAGCACUCUUGCUUUCAGUUGCUUUCCAAUCGUUUUGCAAUGUUUUUGAGGGUGAUUAUACUAAACGUGUUGAUGCAUCUACCAAUGACCUGGAGUAUAUAUGGUGGGUGUUGCUUCCUGUUGCAAUAUUCAUCUGCCUGCACUAGUUUGCAUUUCUACAACUUUCCUAUCUUGAUUUUUUUUAAUGUUUGGGAAAAUUUACGCAAGUCGGAUUUCCGUAAGUCAGGUAACCCAGGCAACCAUUGUACUUGCGAGAUAAUGGCCAUUCCAAAACAUAAUUUAAAUAAACAUUCCAAAUUGGUGGUGAUCUCUCUUACCUCAGCUUGUUUUCUCACAUUCAGUAACUUGGGACACAUACACAUUGAAAGACCAUUUUGCUGAAAUAUUUACUGGAGGUUUUGUUUAUUCAAGGUUCCUUGGCAUCUUUAGAAAUAUUCAGUUACUUGCAUCUACUACAUGAACUUUAGAAGUGAUAUUAUCAAAUUUAUAACGCGCACCAAUUGUUUUGUUUCACAAUCUAAGCAACCCAAGGAACAAAUGCAGUUUGUUUUUUGUUACUGCCUCCUUCACCUAUUACAAUGUGGCACACUGCAAUUGUUGGAGUAUAUUGAAAUUAAUAAUGACAUGAAAAGUUACAAAUUUAAGAUUUAGCUAAGUGACUCAACAUCUAUUUUACAAGCCAGAUGAAGAAACUUCAAACUGCAGAUGCUGGUUUACAAAAAAGACAGUGCAGGAGUAAAUCAUCGGAUCAGGCAACGGCUCUGGAGAACAUGGAUAGGUGAUGUUUUGGAUCGGUUUGUAGAAGGGUCCCAACUUGAAACAUCCCUAUCCAUGUUCUCCAGCGAUGCUGCCUGACCCCUUGAGUUACUCCAGCACUUUUUUUUAAUUUUACAAGCCAAAUGGAAACCAUAUAACGGUUAAUUUCUGUUAUAGAUUUCCUGUUACACUUUUAAUGCUUUAUAUUAUUUCACUGCUCCAUUUGUCUUGACAUUGUAAUAACCAAUUGUUUGCUUUACUUUGUAUUUGUAGUGCUAGAGUGCAAUUAAUGGACCAUCUUAUGUUAUUGUAAUAAUCAUGGGAAUUAGUGGAAGAAAAAUCAUAAAUGUGAUUCUAUUUCAAUCGACUGGAAACAUUUCAGAAAAUGGCAAUGGCAUCAGAGUUAUUACUAGCUUAAAUGUUUACCUGCUAAAGUAUUAUGUUAACAUGUAUGGAUCAUUUCAGAAAACCUAAUAUAGGAUAUUUUCGCACACUUGAGCAUUAAAUUGAAUUUGAUAGAUGCUUGAUUCCCUAAAGAUGCAUAAAUUGUACAGAAUACAAAUGUUUGCUGCACUAAAUACUGCUUCAUGUUAUUGUGGAUCUGAAUGGUAAACUUUUUGUAUUAGCACCUUUCCUGGAUGACAAACUUGUGCAUUAAUAUGCAGCAUCUUAUCUUUAUGCCUUAAUCUAAAUUACCUUAACUGAUUUAUGUAUACUCAAUAAAGGCGUUUUAAUAACA
Amblyraja radiata (thorny skate) is the source of this 2808-nucleotide messenger RNA. It is a transcript of the gene gnpda2, whose product is annotated as glucosamine-6-phosphate deaminase 2. The coding region runs from base 145 to 978 and encodes 277 amino acids. Gene Ontology annotation, biological process: D-glucosamine catabolic process; carbohydrate metabolic process; N-acetylglucosamine catabolic process. Gene Ontology annotation, cellular component: cytoplasm. Lineage: Eukaryota; Metazoa; Chordata; Chondrichthyes; Rajiformes; Rajidae. The record is from RefSeq and is a predicted model, not a curated record. The transcript has 7 exons. Gene Ontology annotation, molecular function: identical protein binding; glucosamine-6-phosphate deaminase activity.